AUGAUCGCUUUCAACACCAUCGUCGCAUCUCUACUCUCCAUCUCAUCUUUCACCACCGGCAGUCCAACAGGACGCCAGGCACCCACCUACCUCAACUGGAAGACCUUCAAAGCCAACGGCAUCAACCUUGGUGGAUGGCUUGCCCAAGAAGCCGUUAUUGACCCAGCCUGGUGGUCGCAGAAUUGCGGAACCACGACUGAUGAGUGGACCUGCUGUGCCAAACUAGGAUCGCAAUGCGGUCCUGUUUUGGAGCGUCGCUAUGCUACGUUCAUCACACCCGCCGAUAUCGACAAGCUAGCCACUGCUGGUGUGAACGUCUUGAGGAUCCCCACAACCUACGCUGCAUGGGUCAAGGUUCCUGGCAGUAACUUCUACAGCGGCGGCCAAACUCGGUUCUUCAAGAACAUCGCAUCCUACGCAAUCGCAAAGUACGGCAUGCAAAUCAUCCUCGACAUUCACUCCCUUCCUGGUGGAGUGAACGGUAUGGGCUUUGGUGAAGGCGAAGGCCGCUUCGGUUGGUUCAAUAACGCCACGAACCUCGACUAUUCCCUACGCGCUGUCGAUGCAGCACUGGCCUUUAUUCAAUCCUCUGGCAGUCCGCAAUCAUACACUCUAGAGCCGAUCAACGAACCGGUGGACAAUCGCGACAUCACAACCUUCGGCACACCAGCCGCGUUGACAGACAACGGUGUCGCAUGGGUACAGAAGUACAUUGACGCGGCUAUUGCGAAAACAGCAGCCGUCAAUAAGAACAUACCCGUGAUGUUCCAAGGCAGCUUCAGAGGUGAAGCGUUCUGGUCUCCCAAGUUCCCAGCGUCUACCAAUCUCGUCUUCGACGUACACAACUACUAUUUCGCUGGCCGCCCAACAGACUCUGAUACCGUGAGCGCAGACAUCUGCUCUGAUGCCAAGGCAUCGGCAGGAGAUGGCAAGUUUCCUGUAUUCAUCGGUGAAUGGUCGAUUGAGACGGUGGCGGACAACAAAUUUGCAAAUCGUCAGAAGAAUCUGAACACCGGGCUGUACGCCUUUGCAAAGUACACUAGGGGUAGCGCUUACUGGACUGCGAAAUUCUCUGGGAAUGUGCCGGUAGCUGGCGAGGGGGUGCAGGGAGACUAUUGGAAUUACUCGGCUUUUAUCGAUAUGGGUAUCGUUAAGCCUGGUGAAGGCGCGAAGUAUUGUUCCUAA
This is a messenger RNA of Alternaria conjuncta, 1185 nucleotides long. RefSeq lists its product as uncharacterized. Bases 1 to 1185 code for a protein of 394 amino acids. Gene Ontology annotation, biological process: glucan catabolic process. The transcript has a single exon. Gene Ontology annotation, cellular component: extracellular region; cell surface. Gene Ontology annotation, molecular function: glucan exo-1,3-beta-glucosidase activity. The record is from RefSeq and is a predicted model, not a curated record. Lineage: Eukaryota; Fungi; Ascomycota; Dothideomycetes; Pleosporales; Pleosporaceae.